Rasamsonia emersonii CBS 393.64 is the source of this 1446-nucleotide messenger RNA. Its product is annotated as Lipase/serine esterase. Bases 1 to 1446 code for a protein of 481 amino acids. The transcript has 5 exons. NCBI's taxonomy places the organism in Eukaryota, Fungi, Ascomycota, Eurotiomycetes, Eurotiales, Trichocomaceae. Gene Ontology annotation, molecular function: monoacylglycerol lipase activity. The record is from RefSeq and is a predicted model, not a curated record.
AUGGACCCCGACAUUGGUCCGCCGGCUGACCGCCAGCCCCGGGCGGAUCAUCUUUGCGUGCUCGUGCAUGGUCUUUGGGGAAAUCCAUCGCAUCUGGACUAUGUGGCAUCUGCACUCCGGGAGAGGUAUGGCGAGGAUCGCCUGUACAUCCUCGCAGCCCAGCGGAACGCGGGAAGUUUCACGUAUGAUGGGAUCGAACUCGGUGGUGAGCGGCUGGCGUACGAGAUCGAGGAGACGCUCGAAAAACUCGCAGCUCGCGGUUAUCAAAUCAAGAAGUUGAGUAUGGUCGGCUAUUCCUUGGGAGGAUUGGUUGCCAGAUACGCGUUGGGCCUCCUCCAUGCCAGGGGAUGGUUGGACAAACUUGAGCCGGUCACGUUUACCACGUUUGCGUCCCCCCACGUCGGAGUGAGAUCGCCGAUCAAGGGAUUUCCAAACCACAUCUGGAACGUUCUUGGUGCCCGUACACUGUCAAUGUCCGGGCGGCAGCUAUUUAUGAUCGAUAAGUUCAGAGACACGGGAAAGCCAUUGCUGAGCGUGUUGGCAGAUCCCGACAGCAUCUUCAUCCGAGCCUUGGCCAAGUUCAAGAACCGGUGCCUCUAUGCGAACAUUGUCAAUGAUCGCUCAACGGUGUUCUACACCACGGGAAUAUCCAAGGUUGAUCCUUUCACGGACCCCGAAAAUACCAAUUUCAACUACGUCAAAGGAUACGAACCUGUCGUCAUUGAUCGCGAUAGGUAUAUCAUUCCCCCAGAAGAGGCGAAAGAAAAACCUUCCACCUUUACGAAUGCUGGCCACAAAUUCUUCAAGUUCGUGGCCAAUCUUCCUUUGACUAUCUUCCUCUUCAUCUUCGUCCCAAUCGGCACCACGCUUUUCCUUCUCAACUCGGUAGUGCAGAACUUCCUCAGCCGACAGAGGAUCAGGCUGCACGAAGAAGGCAAGACGGGUGUACUCUUUAGCAAUUACAGGGUACCCCUCAUCGUGCAGGACGUCCGCGGUGCGGUGGAGGAUGCCUUUGAGAACGUCAAUGGGUCGCAGGAUCCAGGAUAUCUCUCCGAUGCCAGUGGUGAAUCUGCCGAUAAGACGAGGAGGCGAAAGUCCUCUUCUUCCGAAGAAAAGUCAGCUGAGGAUGAAAGCACGCCCCUUCUUCAGCAGACGGAGACUCAGGAAGCCCACGACGUAGAGAAUGACCAUUCCAAAUCAGCCCAAGCCGACACUUCGACGUCAGAAUUGCCCCUUCUUGCCCUGACGCCCGCCCAGUUUGCCAUCAUAGACUCCCUCAACUCGGUCGGGUUCCACAAAUACCCGGUGUACAUCCACAAGCAUCGACACAGCCAUGCCGCCAUCAUCGUGCGGAUGCCCAAGAAGGGGUUCGAAGAGGGUAUGCAAGCAGAACACGCCAGGUAUUGCCUGGCCAUACCCCCUGCUCGCCCACAGCAGUCCCUAUAG